This is a messenger RNA of Venustampulla echinocandica, 1887 nucleotides long. RefSeq names its product S-adenosyl-L-methionine-dependent methyltransferase. Gene Ontology annotation, biological process: rRNA base methylation. Bases 1 to 1887 code for a protein of 628 amino acids. The record is from RefSeq and is a predicted model, not a curated record. Gene Ontology annotation, cellular component: nucleolus. NCBI's taxonomy places the organism in Eukaryota, Fungi, Ascomycota, Leotiomycetes, Helotiales, Pleuroascaceae. The transcript has 2 exons. Gene Ontology annotation, molecular function: methyltransferase activity.
AUGUCCCUCUACCACGAAACAGCAGACUUCCUGACAGCGCCUUCGAAUGCUGGUGGCAGCUUGAAGUCGAGGAUUUUCAGCAAAAAGGACCUGAAGUCUCAGCCAGCACAAGUAUAUGCGCUGACCAUCGAGUCAUGUAAAUGGAGUGCGGUUUUAAAGGAGGUUGUCGAAAAUGCAGAUCUUUUACGCCUCGAACGAAAAAUAACUCCUGUCCUGUCUGUGCUCCUCGUUCAUGACCUUCUUCUGGCGAAACGGGGCAUCGCACUUCCAGCAACUCAUGGCCUUAGAACAUCCAUCGAACGGCACAAAGCUAGAUUAGGCGCUGAGUUCACCAAAGCCAGAAUUCGGAGAAAAUUAAGUUCAGUUGAAUCGCUGAAAGCGCACAUUGAAGCCGGAUUUGAGAUUGGCACCGAUAAUUCCGAGGCUCCCUAUCCGCGUUGGAUACGUAUCAAUACCUUGAAAACAUCUAUUGAGGAUCAACUUGGGACGACUUUCGCGGACUAUGAGCGUGCAGCAACCGUGGAAGCUGUGAGGCAGCGUGGAUCAAAGCGGAUUUUUAUUGAUGUCAACAUCCCAAAUUUAGUUGCUAUUUCGCCAAAUAUCGACAUAUCCAAGAAUGAGGCCUAUAAAACAGGUGCGAUCAUUCUCCAAGACAAGGCGUCAUGCUUCCCAGCAUACCUUCUCGACCCACUCCCAGAGGAUGGCGAUAUUAUAGAUACUUGCUCAGCGCCAGGAAACAAAACUACUCAUCUUGCUGCUAUCCUUAUCUCCCAUAACCCAGAGGUGGAUGAAUGUUCGCAAACUAUCCACGCCUUUGAAAAGAACAAGGGACGAGCGGAGACUCUUGAGAAAAUGGUCAACGUAGCUGGUUCCCAGACACUGACCAAGCUCCAUGCUGGGCAAGACUUCUUAAAAAUCGACCCAACUGCAGCUACUUUCAAAAAUGUUGGCGCGCUACUGCUAGAUCCCAGCUGCUCUGGAAGUGGUAUCAUCGGACGCGAGGAAAUUCCAGAGUUGCAUCUCCCAGUCCUUAAGCAGGGCGCGGCUCCGUCAAAGAAUACAAAGCGGCCAAAGACCUUGGAUGAGAAUAAAGAAUCCCGAAAGAGGAAACGCGAUCAAUCCGAUGCUCCGUUAGAUGUCAUGGUGGACGAUGAUGGUAUGGUUACUGCGGUCGACACGGAGGAUGAACUGAAGGCCCGUUUAACCGCUCUUUCUAAGUUCCAGCUCGAGUUGCUACUUCACGCAUUCAAAUUUCCAUCAGCACAAAAGAUAACAUAUUCGACAUGUUCACUUUAUGCAGAGGAGAACGAAGAGGUUGUCAGCAAAGCCCUCAAUUCAGCAAUCGCUAAAGAAAGAGGCUGGCGGAUCCAGAGUCGGGAAGAUCAGAUCAAGGGUAUGAAGGAAUGGCCGGUUCGAGGGUCAUUAGAUGCUUGUGGCGGAGAUGCUACCAUUGCAGAGUCUUGCAUAAGGGCUAAUAAGGGCGACGAACAUGGCACAAUGGGGUUCUUUCUCGCUGGGUUUGUGAGAGAUCAACAGGUCCAUGGUGACAUCGAAUCACAACUCCUUCGAGAUGAGCGAGGUCACCUUGUCCGAGACUUAUUGGGAUUCCCAGUAAGGACACAUCCAGAAGAGUCGGGGAAUGUGUCCAAUGGAGUAGCCGCUGAACCUGAAACUGAGGAAAAUAAUCAUUUGGAAUAUGAAGAGGAAUGGGGCGGGUUUGACGAUGCAACUGAGGAAGAAGUCGCCCAGCCGGUCGCCGGCGAUGAUAAAUUGCUAGGUAAAAGCCAGCAGUCGCAGGUACACCCAGUAAGCAAGCAUUUGCCAAGUGCAGUCAAAAGGAGACCGGAGUUGGGUUCUCAGAAAAAGAAGAAGAAAAGGAAACAAUAG